AUGUCGGCCGAUUCCACUGCAAUCAACCAGCUGCUCCAUACCCACAGCAAUGGCUCCGACCACCGCGUAUCCAAACCCUCUCCGCCCACGCACAGCUAUAGCAUCAGCAGCGCCAGCGGCAGCUCGGCCCUGAAUCCUCGUUCUUGCGUUACGUGCCGCCGGCGGAAGGUCAAGUGCGACAAGAAGCACCCGUGUACCAACUGCACCAAAGCUCGCAUCGAAUGCAUUUUCCCCGCCCCGGGCCGCGCCCCGCGCAAGGCCCGCAAGCCCCCGGAUGCCGAGCUCCUCGAGCGCCUGCGCAAGCUCGAGGGCAUGGUCAAGACUCUCGGAGGAGCUGCCGUGGAAGAUGGAAACGCACAGCCAGCCGAGGAAGAGAAGGCCCCCGCGCCGCCGCCGCCGCCGCCGAAGCGGGAGCCGCAGGUCUUCGUCGGCGUGAAGAAGUCGCAUGAUCCUGACAGCGAAGAGUGCGCCAAGUACAGAUACCUUCCUCCCGAGGACAAGACGAUCGCUGGCCUGGAAACAAGAUUCGGGAGGUUGGUCGUGGAUGAAGGCAGGAGUCGCUACAUCAACAGUAGCUUCUGGGCCAGCUUGAACAACGAGGUAAAUAGGAUCGCUGCAGAAGAAAUCAGCGCGCACGGAUACUCACUUUCUGCUCUCCAACAGGUCGAAGACAUCAAAGAACUGCUCACGCACGACAGCGACGAAGAGGAAGAUCAUGCUUCGCCUGAGUCAUUUACCUCGACCGCACAUCAGGGAUUCCUUUUCGGGUACAGCUCGAUCAACGUCGACAUGCUCGCUCUGCACCCUCCCGAAAAACAUGCCCAUCGACUCUGGGCUCUUUUCAAAGAAAACGUGGACCCGCUGGUCAAGGUCUUGCAUAUUCCCACCAUCGAACCCAAAAUCAUGUCUGCGAUUGAGAAUAGGGACCACAUUCCGCGUAGCAUGGAGGCCUUGCUCUUCGCCAUCUAUUACGCCGUCAUCACAAGCUCAUCUGCAGAACAUUGUGAAGAUUGGUUUGGCGAGAACAAGACGAACCUGCUUGCAAAGUAUCGAUUCGGCCUGGAGCAAGGCCUUGCCCGCGCAAAUUUCCUUGCAACAGAUGAGUUCAUGGUCCUGCAAGCAUUCGUUAUCUUCUUGAUUUGUCUGCGCCGCAACGAGCCUGCCCGGAUGAUAUGGACUUUGACAGGACUGGUCGUGCGCAUGGCCCAAACUCUUGGCAUCCAUCGCGACGGUUCCCACUUCGGCCUAUCGCCAUUCGAAAUCGAGAUACGCCGUCGUCUUUGGUGGCAGGUCUGCAUCCUCGACGCCCGAGCCAGCGAAGAUCACGGCUGCGAUCCCACCAUUGUCGAAGCAUCAUUCGACACACAAAUUCCAUUGAACGUGAAUGACAGUGACCUUUAUCCAUCCAUGACCGAAUUUCCGAAGGAGCGUACCGGAUGUACCGAAAUGACUUUCUGCUUGGUUAGGUUCGAGGUUGCCAACGUCUACAGACGCAUCCAAUACGUGCCACCGGGCCCCGUAAGGUGCAAUCGCUUCCUUUCAUCAGUCCCUCUGGAGCAGAAGGAGCGCUGGAUCACCGAGGUUCACUCAAAGAUUGAAGAAAAGUACUUGCGGGAUUGUGACAUGACUGUUCCGCUCUACUGGGUCAUCGCGACAGUAUCUCGUCUCAUCAUGUCCAAAAUGUGGCUCAUGAUAUAUCACCCAUACCAGCGCCUUGACGGCGGCGCCUCCCUUCCACAAGAGACGAAAGAUAAGCUGUUCGUCACGUCACUCGAGAACGUCGAGUACAGCAUCCUUUUGGAAACGGAGGAGCGCACGCAGAAAUGGGGGUGGCUCUUCAGAACCUAUGUUCAAUGGCAUGCCAUUGCCUUCCUGCUGUCGGAGCUCUGUCACCGGACGGAAGGAGAACUCGUCGCACGCGCUUGGCGAGCUGUAGAAGCCACGGCAGCGCGGCGCUGGAACGAUCUCAGCAACGACCAGAAAAAGGGCUGCCUAUGGCGCCCUCUACGCAAGCUCGUAGCACGAGCACGCGCCGCGCGAGAGGCCCAGCUUGCCAGGGAGCAAAAAGAGGUUCUUCAGGCGCAGGCAAGGGCUCGGCAGAGUUUUCCGGAUAUGUCGGGGCAGGCACUCGGCCUGGACAUGUUGCCGCAAAUAACCGCUGCUCAACAGCAGCCUCAAGGCCUUGGCGCAUCGCUUUUCGACGGCAGUUUCGACUUCACUUCUGGCACGUCUCAGCCGCUUGGUAUGGAUUUCACUACUGCUGCGGCAUCUCCUCAAGUCUUCAUGACACCAAGCGGACCGCGAUCACUGCAAACGCAGAUCCCGGGUGGAGAUCUAGUCUCGCCAACCAGUCAAUUUCUCGCUGAGACUCGAACACCACCACAGUUACACAACUCUCCUCAAUCACAAGUUCACGAAUCGAUGACCUCUCUUGACUGGCUCCUAAAAUCCUCACCCGAACCUAUGGAUGGGACUGACAGCAUCCCAGGCCUCAGUAACGGCAACAGCGGCAACACUUCGUCAAAUACAAUAUCCAGCGCAGGCACUGGGCCAAGUAGCACGCCCAACGGAGUCCACCACUUUGGUAGCAUCAGCACGUCAAUUGCACCUAACGGAACAACGCCGGCCCGCAGUGACAGCGCCACCACUUUAUCUCCUGGCGUAGGUGAUCCCGAUGGCAUGAAUUGGGCCAGCUGGGAUGACCUAGUCGCACAAUAUGGCAUGGAUGUCGACCCCGCACAAGAGCUCCAAGGAGACCGUCGUGACAUGGACCAGAUGUUCGUUCCCGUAAGAGGGUUUGAGACGUGGUACUGA
Messenger RNA from Lasiodiplodia theobromae, 2814 nucleotides. Its product is annotated as C6 transcription protein. Gene Ontology annotation, molecular function: DNA binding; zinc ion binding; DNA-binding transcription factor activity, RNA polymerase II-specific. The transcript has a single exon. Gene Ontology annotation, biological process: regulation of DNA-templated transcription; DNA-templated transcription. NCBI's taxonomy places the organism in Eukaryota, Fungi, Ascomycota, Dothideomycetes, Botryosphaeriales, Botryosphaeriaceae. Bases 1 to 2814 code for a protein of 937 amino acids. The record is from RefSeq and is a predicted model, not a curated record.